GCGGGGGGCGGGGAUGCACAGCGCAGGGACGGAGACGCAGUGGGCAGAGGUCUAGCGGGGCCGGGGGCUGGGGGGACGAGGGCCUCUGCGAUCCUGGGGGCCCAGCGCCUUUAAGGCCCAGGCCUCGAGGCCUGCCCCCACUGUACUGUGAGGCCUAGAGGACCUGGGCUGGGGACGCCAUCGGCGCUCAGAGGUCUGACUCUCGUCUUGAGCCUGUUUUAGGGCCACGCAUAACAAAUGGGAAACGGCAAAGGCCCUGGGCAGUGGCGGGCAGCCUCGGGCUGGAGCCCAGCCACCGGGUGCGGGAGGGAGACGGGAGGCUCCUCUCCACUCACACACACCUUUCCCCGGCCUCAGGUAAGCAGGUCAUAUUCUCUGAGAUCUUGAGAACGUCACUGAGCCUUUUGUAUUCCGUGACCGGUCCUGAGAGAUAGUGAUAAGCGCCCUUCAUCAUCUCUCCCCUUUCCCUGCGUGGGGGAUGGGGGAGAUGAAGGGUUGCGGGCUGGAGUGCUCACAAGGCUUCCCAUUGUUAGCCUCCUCUUAAAACACUGCUGGCCUGCUGAAAAAUGGCUGGCUCUACACUCAGUGAGGGCCAGGGCAGCCUCCCGCGCCGCUCCUGUCCGCGUGACCUUGGGAGGCGCCUUAGGCCUCCUUCGAGGCUGUCCUUGGGUGCCGGGGGUUGGGGAAAAUCAGAUCUCAUCAUUUAUUAAGCAACUCCCUAGCCCAAGCACCUGAGUUGCCGGUGAACCCGGAGGGAAGUACUGUCCCGGGCCCUGUUUACCAGGAGGAAACUGAAGGUCAGAGCAGCUCAGCGGCUGGAGAAAAUCCGUGGGCCGCAGAGCCAGGAAUCCCGCUCUCCGCGGUGCUGGAGCUGCCACGUGCCCGGGAGAAGGCGGGGUGUCCAGCGCGGCUCCCCUGUGUCCGGCCUCCACAGGAGCGGGCCGCGAGCCACCGCCAUGACCGUGGCCAACAUCAACGAGCUGCCGGAGAACAUCCUGCUGGAGCUGUUCACCCACAUCCCCGCCCGCCAGCUGCUGCUGCGCUGCCGCCUCGUCUGCAGCCUCUGGCGAGACCUCAUCGACCUGGUGACCCUCUGGAAGCGCAAGUGCCUUCGGGAGGGCUUCAUCACCAAGGACUGGGACCAGCCUGUGGCUGACUGGAAGAUCUUCUACUUCCUGCGCAGCCUCCGAAGGAACCUCCUUCACAACCCCUGUGCGGAAGAGGGCUUUGAGUUCUGGAGCCUGGAUGUGAACGGAGGUGAUGAAUGGAAGGUGGAGGAUCUCUCCAAAGACCAGCGGAAGGAAUUCCCCAAUGACCAGGUCAAGAAAUACUUCGUGACUUCCUAUUACACCUGCCUCAAGUCCCAGGUGGUGGACCUCAAGGCUGAAGGGUAUUGGGAGGAGCUGAUGGACACCACCCGGCCGGACAUCGAGGUCAAGGACUGGUUCGCAGCCAGGCCAGACUGCGGGUCCAAGUACCAGCUGUGUGUCCAGCUCCUGUCGUCAGCCCACGCACCACUGGGAACCUUCCAGCCAGACCCAGUGACAAUCCAGCAGAAGAGCGAUGCCAAGUGGAGGGAGGUUUCACACACGUUCUCCAACUAUCCUCCCGGCGUCCGCUACAUCUGGUUUCAGCACGGAGGCGUGGACACUCACUACUGGGCCGGCUGGUACGGUCCAAGAGUCACCAACAGCAGCAUUGUCAUCGGGCCCCCGCUGCCCUGAUGCCCCCUGAGCCCCUAUCCUCGGAGCCCUGAUUGGUAAACAGUCAGAAAGGGCCAGGCUUGGGAAGGGGAGGUGGAAGUCAGGCCCUCCCAGACCUCACUGUCAGCCCUUGCCCCCAGCUGCCUCCUCUGUAUGGAGCCUCUAGUGUCUGGGCCACCCUGCUCUCUCCAGAUGCCUCCAGCAAGCUCGGCCCACGAAGAGGUACAGCGCCUAAGGCUAGGUGGAUACAAGACAUUUCCAUACUUUACCAGAGAGAGGACCCAAGCUCGGAUGCUUGCCCAGACCUGUCUCUACCCCCAACCCUACCACCUUCCUCCUUGUUCUCCUUCAGGGUCUUAGAUCGGGGACAGACAAGGUAUCUGACAGGACUGCAGAUCUGGGAUAGAAGGCUCUGCUGGCCAGUCCUUACUCAACCUGUGUGUCAGCUGUUGUAUGCUCUCUCUGCUUUGGCCUACAAGUCAGGCCUGGUACCAGAUAGGCAGGUCGGACCAGAUUGUCCUUGUCAUCAGCAAAACCCCAAAAGGCUGGACGGAUAGGUACCAAAGAGUGCAGGGCUCCACAGAGGAUGAGCCCCAGCUUCUGAGAGCUGGGAUGGGGAAACAGGAGAAGGCUGUUCUCUGGGAAGUUCUCUGUGGCUUGGAGGUGCCUGAACCCUGUAUGAGCUUCCAUCACACACCAUCCCGUGACCCCAGCACCCCAACUUCCCUCUUACUGCACAGCCAAAUAAAAUGUUUCCCAGCC
Molecule: messenger RNA, 2465 nt
Organism: Psammomys obesus (fat sand rat)
Lineage: Eukaryota; Metazoa; Chordata; Mammalia; Rodentia; Muridae
Gene: Fbxo44
Product: F-box protein 44
Exons: 5
Coding region: 957-1724 (255 amino acids)
Biological process (GO): SCF-dependent proteasomal ubiquitin-dependent protein catabolic process; glycoprotein catabolic process
Cellular component (GO): cytoplasm; SCF ubiquitin ligase complex
Molecular function (GO): ubiquitin protein ligase activity; protein binding
Source: RefSeq, a predicted model, not a curated record